GCUGGCGCGCCCUUCACUUUCCUACGACGAGGAAUCCACCACGACCAGGACUGGACAUCUACGUGAUUCCAAUAUCCCUACUCAUAUAAGACAUACCUUUUCAGCUGUCCACGGAUCUAAUUUCAUUUCGCUUCGAGAUCUACUCAAACUACUACCCUCACCCUCAUGUUUGAUGCCAUACACAGAUGAAGGUCAACUGGUAACGGGUGCGGAGUUCAGACGGCGAAUGCCCUUCAUUCCGUUCGUUGACAGUGGCGGCCUGUGGGAUAAUUUGGUACGAUUUACAUCUUGACAGAUAUCAAUCUCAGAAACGGAAACAACGAGUACGAUGCAGAAUCGGGAACAACGUGCAUGAUGCAGGGGGUUCAUUGGUCAUAAGAAUGUCAUUCCUGGACUUCCGCUCGCGUCCCUUGUUCUUAAUCGACGGGAUGUGUCUUCGUCCGCCAAAGGUUCAUAAGACAAGCACCGUUACAAUCACUGGGAAACUGGUCGUGUUCUACCGCAAAUGCCCUACAACCCGAGUGCAGGAUCGACCGUCUAUAUCUUUGGUCAGCGGUACAGAUGAACCUGGAAACUUUGAAAUCCCGUCUAUUCAGUCCUUCCCUUUGCGAUUCCGAGAAGUGAAGUUUCUGUCAAACUCUGGGUUCUCCGUGAGCAUUUGAUAUAAGGGAUCUAGGCCUUCUCUUUUUCUUUUUAGAACUUUAAACGCUUACCCUCAAUUGCAGGAGUAUGUGUUACGGUAUAUUAAGCAGCACUCAAGCUGACACCAACCCACCCUUUGGCGUUCAUAAACAGCCUGUACACCCCCACCUUAGACUCAGCUAUGUUUAUUCCAAGGGCAACGGCUGAUGAAAUCCGUCCCAGAUACUCAAUAUCCUACGACGCCGUUGCAUAUCUGAGUAUAUCACUCUGUAUGAUGGUGAUCUUUACCUCCACCUUUCUUUCCAUCCAUCCACUAUCUAAACAAAAAUCGGACCGAGUCAGUUUUCGGAUAAUGAACUACGCCCUUUGUGGAACGGUUGUGUAUCUUAUCGGGGGAUUUAUAUCAAACCGUGUUUCAGGACAAACGGCGUGUCGUGUCGGAGGAUCGCUCGUGAUAUUUGGGUUGCAUGUAUCGACCUUUCUGUUUUUCUGCAUCGGGCUCAAUCUUCAAUUGGUCAUGAUUCAUGGAAUCGAUGGAACCAAGGCGGAAAAAUACUAUGUUGGAGGGAGCCUAUUCUUGGCAAUAUCAUUGGGCGUCGUGACAUAUUUAUCUAAACAACUCGUCUAUAACCCUGCUCAGAAUGCGUGUUUGUGGUACGAUCCUGACCCAGUCAGAACUUUUAUAUGGCGAGUAGGCAUCUGGCUCGCAUGGAACUUCCUCGCUAUGGCCGGAGAACUCGUCACAUUUAUCUCAGUUAUUAUCUUCAUGGCUCGUGCCAAGGUCUUCGAAACAAGUCGUCCCGGUGGUUCGACUACCCACACAACUCAUUCAAGGUCUUCAGCGUUGCACCAAUUCCCGAAAUCUAUUGGGCCCAAGCAGUACCGGAACGUCGUCCUACGUAUCGCACUCUAUCCCCUUUCGUCGUUGGCUACAUCGGGGCUCAUGGCUCUCGGGACCGUCUUCACUCAGGCUCCCAUCAAAGGAUCAACGAACAGACCAGAUAUAAACGUUAUGAGCACUCUUCGUAUCGUUUACCUGUCCCGUGGUACGAUUUAUGCGCUUGUCGCUGUCGCUGAUCCGGCUAUCACUCAAGGAAUGAAAAUGCUAUACAGACGCUAUAUACGGCGACAGACACCUACACCUUUACUAGAUGAUGGUGCCGAAAAUGUCGAAGUUCGCUCUCUAACUAGACACAAAUCAGGCAGUGGUGUACGACUGGAAGAUUCGACUCACUCGAGUAACGGCAGUGAACCUCAAUCGUCCUUCCACCAAUCUAGGAGCAACGGAAUGGUUCUGCCCACGAUGCCAAAGGCUGUAGCCUUACUACCACUUCAGGAAACUCAACUUGACACCUGUUCGAAUUAUGGCAUCAUGGACGCGAGGAGUGAAAGUGAAUCUCAGGUCGAGGACAGCACGGUUCAGUAUUCGCAUUCACAGCUGAGGCAGCUGUAA
Marasmius oreades (fairy-ring Marasmius) is the source of this 2095-nucleotide messenger RNA. RefSeq lists its product as uncharacterized. The coding region runs from base 824 to 2095 and encodes 423 amino acids. The record is from RefSeq and is a predicted model, not a curated record. The transcript has 13 exons. NCBI's taxonomy places the organism in Eukaryota, Fungi, Basidiomycota, Agaricomycetes, Agaricales, Marasmiaceae.